UACAACUUGCCUCGAGACUGCUCUGGUUUUGGCGGUUUUGAUGUCGCAUCAGUACAGUGCUGUGGUGGACUCGUGAAGUGAGCGGUAACUUGAUGGUGAGAACAACGAACUCAAAAAAGUGUCUUUCCCAGGAUUUUUCAAACGGAGACCUAACCGCGCUGUCAUGGCAUUCACAAAGUCACCAAAGGUGGCCAAAGUCUGGAGGCCUUUUAACUUUUCUGUAUUUCUCUUACGCAAAAACUCUGACAUGACCCCCUCAGCCGAGCAAGACCUACAACAUAUGCAGGCAGGUCUUGGUAAAAGAACACUCUUAAUGGGUGAUGACAUGGCUCACUCAGAGGUGGAAAUGGACGAAGGCAUCUAUCUGUAGUACCCCCUGAAUCUGAGGGAUACACAGGAAGUACCAUCAGAAGCGCGUCUGUAGGUGGGAAAACCAUGUUGUACAUUGUCCCGUUACAGGAGGAAUUUGAUCUAGUACCUCUUGCCUGUGAUGCCCAGGAGUUUUCCCUCAUGCCCAAAGCUGAAUGCAAGAAUUGCUUUAAAGUUAUGCCACUGCAGCUUCUUGCUCUCCAUGUAAAACAAUGCGAUGUCCUGGAAUGUGACUCAGAUUCAGAACCAGAGCCAACACAAGGACAGUGCCCUGUAUGCCAAAUGGAAUAUCCAGUUGUGGAAUUGGAACAACAUGCAAGUUCCUGUAGGGAGCUGGAAAUUAACUCGAGAAGAGCUGCAGACCAUGAUGGCAAUUGCAACAUGUCAAGUGAAGCAAUGCAUUCUUUUCAAAGUUCAGAGGAUGUCUUGGACUGGAUCAGUUACCAGGUGGAUGAAGGCAGCACAUUUCCCCUUUGUGUGAGAAGUGACCUCUUUAAUAGAGGAAUGCAACAGUGGCAACGGCAAAAAAAAUCUUCCCCUAAAGGCAGACUGAAGGUUACUUUUUUGGGGGAAUCCGGCAUUGACACAGGUGCCCUGAGUAAAGACGUUCUAACAGAGAUGGUUGCAGGGAUCGAAAAAAAACUUUUCACGGACAGCUCUGACAAUAAGGGGAAAAAUCCCCUUUACUGUCUUAACAGCCUGGAUAACAACUACUGUACUUCAGGACUGCAGGAGAAGUUAUGGCGGCUAGCAUGGCACAAGGUGGACCUCUCCCCAACUGUAUGCGUGAAUGGUGCUAUCGAUACCUCUGCUCUGGUGAUUCAGACAGCAUACAGGUGUCAACCAGUGAUGUCACAGAUUUGGAAUUGUCACAGCUUAUAACUGAGGUAAUGUAAAUUAAGUUUAUGAACUCUGAUUCACCUUAUUAUAAAUCUUGGGAUUCGCGUCGGGGCCGUUUUACAACCUUGACCGUGCAUUAACUUCUGUGAACAGACCACCGUGUCGUCCAUUAUCCCUUACUUGUUAGUUCGUACCUAUUAAAGUUUAGUGCUAGAAAUAUAGUGUUAUUAUAUAUAGUGUUAACUUAUGUGCCAUCUCUUUUGUGAAACAAAGUCAACGCUAAAUUCAUCCAGGAUAACCAAAAAAUCCCAGUUUAAAAUACCUUAUCCAGGUUUUGUGAAAUCCCCCUCUGGAACUUGCAAUCUACUUCCUUGCUGGAGCGCUGGUGAAUACAGGCCAAGGUCCAUAGUGUGAAACUGACUAGUGAACUGACUUGCGACUUUACAUAAAAAUAUUAUAUUCUUGUACAAAUUUCCUUCUUUAGUCAAUUAUAUUGCACUGAGGACACUAUAUUGAUUGUACACUGAUCUGAGUGAUGAGGUUCCACAGCAUCUGACUGUUGGCAAAAUCAUGCAGUGGAUGACCGGACAAGCGCAUAAGCCCCUUCUGCCAAGCGAGAAGAAGGACUUCAACAUAUAUGUGAAAUUCCACCAUGAUUGUGACGAGAGUCAUACAAUUUGUUUUCCAACUGUUAGUGCCUGUAGCCGCACAAUAACAUUUCCAGUUGCUCACCUGACAACAUUUGAUGAGUUUAAAAACGUAAUGAAACUUGCUCUAUCCUAUGGGCAAUCCUUCUACAGAGUGUGAGCCAUUUCACUGUUCUUGUUCAGCACUUGGUUCUGUUACUUUGGUUAGUAUCUGAUUCUAGUAGGAAUUCAAAAACAUGAAAAUGGCUCUGGGUGAUGUGGAAGUAUACUUUGUCAGUCUGUUUGUCUGUGUUAUACAGUGUGUGUUGUUUUUCGGUGUCAACUUUUAAA
Molecule: messenger RNA, 2186 nt
Organism: Alosa alosa (allis shad)
Lineage: Eukaryota; Metazoa; Chordata; Actinopteri; Clupeiformes; Clupeidae
Exons: 8
Coding region: 436-1251 (271 amino acids)
Molecular function (GO): ubiquitin-protein transferase activity
Source: RefSeq, a predicted model, not a curated record